This is a messenger RNA of Rhodofomes roseus, 2222 nucleotides long. RefSeq lists its product as uncharacterized. Bases 152 to 1753 code for a protein of 533 amino acids. Gene Ontology annotation, molecular function: nucleotidyltransferase activity. The transcript has 9 exons. NCBI's taxonomy places the organism in Eukaryota, Fungi, Basidiomycota, Agaricomycetes, Polyporales, Fomitopsidaceae. Gene Ontology annotation, biological process: RNA 3'-end processing. The record is from RefSeq and is a predicted model, not a curated record.
CGCAACAAUACCCAGCUCUUGAAUAGACUGCAAAUCUGCAACCACCUGCUAGUACUACCUCUGCUUCGUCCCCACCAUCCCUCCCGCCAUCGCGGACCAGUACAAGGGCUUGUUGCAUAUUCCACACUGUUUCUACGCCAUCCCGGCAUACAUGCAACAUGUGCGCGGUCUUGCGAAGACGCAUCCUCAGCAGCGAGUGUGCUUCCAGCCAGUUCUCACUGUCCGGUGGCAUCCACAGAACAUGAAGGUCCUCGUAUCCAAAGGGAGACGCAGAGCGGUCGCUUCAACACUUACAGCGACUGUGGAUGAUGAGACGCAGGAAGGGAGGGUUCCACGGAAGGAGUUCAGUGAUUCCCUGCUGAGCUGGAGGUUAGCCGUCCUACGCAAGCACGAAACCGCCGUCUCAAACCAUCUAUCGCGGACGCGAAGACGGCCAACCGGUCAUAACUCAAGCCUGUACGCGCCCGAGUCGUCCAGCAGUGUCUCCCGUCGCACUGGAAGCUGUUCAUUAGUUGCACCUCGUAGCUGCUCUCGGCAUACGUAUGCAACCAAGAGUGGCCGACGCUCCUACUCUACAUCUGGGGCAACCGAUGUGACGUCUAGCGUACCCAUUGAUACGUCUGCAAUACUCGACUUCUUCAAGGCGUCUGCAGCACCCGGCAGCCGCAUACCCUCAGCACCCGACGGAAGUGACGACAACUUCACCAUUCCCAGAGUAUCUACGAGGGUUCGGAAGGCCCGUGCAGAUGCCGUGCGAAGAGUGAAUGCAGUCAUGCAGAAGUCGUUCGGGACACGAUUUGAGGUUACUGUGUUCGGAAGUACUCUGUACGGUACGGACACUGCCGACAGCGAUCUCGACCUUGUCAUACUGGAUCAAAAGAGACCCAAAAUGCUGUCACCAACUGACGAUGAAGAGCUGCGUGGACCGUACAAUCUCCAAGCCGUUGCAGCUACACUCAGGAGGGCAAAGCGGCGAUCAGUCCCCAUGUUCACCAACAUUGAAACCGUUGGCAAGGCCGUCGUCCCUAUUGUGAAGUUCAAGGACACGGCAACGAGGAUAUAUUGUGACAUGAAUGUCAACGAUCAGCUGGGUGUCCUGAACACUUCGCUCAUCAUGCGAUAUUGCAUUCUUUCCCCACUUGUCCGUCCGAUGAUGUUCGUCAUCAAAUACUGGGCGAGACAUCGCGGGCUGAAUGAGCCAACGGGCCCGCAGCCGGCAUUCAACAGUUAUACGCUUGCUUUGAUGACUAUCGCCUUUCUCCAGAUGCGUGGUUUGCUCCCAAACAUUCAGAGCGGCCACGACGGCGAGUACCCCGACGAGGAUAACUACGUCUGGUUUCGGAAGGUCACUCGUCUGACAGGGGAGAUAACACAUAUGAAGUGCGACACCUUCGUUCGGCCUAUGCGCGAGUUUAAGCCUGCCCGCGAUACACCUUCCCUGAGACAAGCACUUGUCGAAUGGUUCGACUAUUGGGCAUCUGAGCAUGAUUACAGUAAGACCGCCGUCAGUGUGCGUGACGGCGGAAUGAUCGCAAGGAUGCACAUUGUCACCCGUCAUUCAAGCUGCCCAGUAACUGGCGACCACUUGCGUCCUCAAGCCCUAGACGAGAUCGCUUGGGACGACGGCGAUGUGCAGAUGACUCGGCACCGGGAGGUUGCUACAUCAAACGAACGGAUGGCUUUCCUGCGGCCGCCGAUGUGUGUGCACGAUCCUUUCAUCCGUUUGAAAGUGGGUGCUUCUCUGCACUGGUAGCCGCAGUAUUGACUUCGUGGCCGGGUGUAGAACUUGACGGUGGCCGUCUCAAAGCAGAAUGUCAACCAGUUCAAGGAAGGGUGUGCACAGGCCAGCAAGCUUCUGCAGGAAGGGUUGCCCAUUCAGCUCCUUAUGUCCAAACGCCUCGCGAAGUGUCCAGUCAAUAUCCCGACGCUCGAGCCCUCCGGCGGCAUGUCAUUGUAGUCAUACCAUAGGUUAUUCGGCUUUACUGUUUUGAAUGCAGACGACGAGAGCCUCUCGAAUGGUUCCAUCUACGUGCUUGGUCGUCGGCAUGAACUUGCCGUUGAAUCUCGUAUGGUGGUCUUUGCUUUGCGAGCCCGCGCUAUAUGCUUGUGAUCUGCUUUCGGACAUGGAGGUCGUCGCGCGAUCGUUGGGGUGGUACAUCGCCUUGUAUCGUCGCGGUCGAGCUCCGGUUAAUUUCCGGUACAAGUGAGUGCAUUGCUUCUAG